AUGGUUUCCGCCCGGACCCUGAGCUCAUGCGAGCCAUCCGCGAGUUCCCGCGUUCGCUUUUCAUCACCGACAUCCAAUCAAUUUUUGGAUUGUGCCAGCAGGUUGGCCAUUUUUCCGCUCAACUGUCAGCAGCUUUGGUUUCCCCGCUCCCGCUCCGCUUCCCCGCUCAUAAAAACUGGAUUCGCAUGGGAGUUGACGACGCAGCAUGAUGUUGCAUUCGACGCGGCCAAAGUUCUGUUGUCAACGGUCAGUGAUUUGGCGUUUUACGACCCGUCACGGCCCGCCAGCCUCCAUGUGGACGCUUCGAGGCUCAACGGACUCGGUUUCUUGCUAAAACAGUGCGAUGCUAAAAAUGUGUGGCGUGUGGUUCAAGCCGGAUCUCGCUUCUUAUCCAGUGCGGAAACAAGAUACGCGAUGAUCGAGCUUGAGUGUCUUGGUUCAGCAUGGGCCAUGCACAAAUCACAAACCACUGGGCCCAUCUUAAACAGUUACGCGCUGGACAAACUCGGCAAUCCCCGCCUUCUUCGUCUACGCCUCAAAAUGCAGCGCUCUUCAUUUGUCGCUCGAUGGGUGCCCGACCAACAAAACAUGGAUGCCGACGCUCUAUCGCGGGCACCCGUCGAUCAAGCAUCCGCCGUCGACGAACUGGGCGAGGGCCUGCCCGCGUUUCCAAAAAAAUCGCUCUAUUGA
Molecule: messenger RNA, 690 nt
Organism: Daphnia pulex (common water flea)
Lineage: Eukaryota; Metazoa; Arthropoda; Branchiopoda; Diplostraca; Daphniidae
Exons: 2
Coding region: 1-690 (229 amino acids)
Source: RefSeq, a predicted model, not a curated record